UGACUAGUUUUCCAAUUUUUAGAGAUUCGUUUUCUUACAUUAUCUCAUUGACCAAAAUCUAAUCUCAACUCCCCCACUGAGUACGAAGUGUGUGAUAAUUCUCUUAAGAUCAAGUUCCAACUCAUAAUUGAUCUUGUUGAAAAAUCUUAGAACUUGAAACACUUAAAGGAGACUCCUUAACGGCUAAAAUGGCAUCUGAACCAGUAAAUGUGAAUGAGUUCCAAGAACUGGCCAGGAAAGUGCUUCCAAAAAUGUACUUCGAUUACUUUAAUGGAGGAGCAGAGGACGAGCAUACACUUAAACAGAAUAUGGAGGCUUUUCAAAGAAUCACGCUAUGGCCUAGAGUUCUUGUAGAUGUUAGCAGAAUAGACAUGUCCACAACUUUGAUGGGUUUCAAAAUCUCGGCACCUAUAUUGAUUGCUCCCACUGCUAUGCACCAGUUAGCUCACCCCGAAGGAGAGAAAGCCACAGCUAGAGCCGCGGCUUCAUGCAACACAAUCAUGGUGCUAUCCUUUUCGUCAAACUGCACCAUAGAAGAGGUUGCUUCCAGCUGCAAUGCUGUUCGGUUCUUUCAGUUAUAUGUUUAUAAGCAACGAGAUGUAUCAGCUGAGCUGGUGAAGAGAGCUGAGAGAAACGGAUUCAAGGGUAUUGUAUUAACAGCUGAUACUCCUAAACUCGGUCGAAGGGAGGCAGACAUAAAGAACAAAAUGAUAGCACCCAAAUUAAAGAAUCUCGAAGGCCUUAUGGCCACUGAAGUUGACUCUAAUGAUGGUUCAAACCUAGAAGCUUAUGCCAGUAAAACAUUGGAUGCUUCUCUUUGUUGGAAGGACAUUGAGUGGUUAAGAUCAAUCACGAGCUUGCCAAUUCUGGUGAAGGGAGUACUCACUCAGGAAGAUGCAAGACUGGCUGUUGAAGCCGGUGUUAAUGGGAUAAUUGUCUCUAAUCACGGAGGCCGGCAGUUAGAUUAUGCUCCUCCCACUAUUACUGUUCUAGAAGAGGUCAUCCAUGCUGUUGGAGGGAAAGUACCUGUUCUACUUGACGGUGGAGUGCGCCGAGGAACAGAUGUCUUCAAGGCAUUAGCCCUUGGUGCACAAGCUGUACUUGUUGGAAGGCCAAUUAUCUAUGGCCUAGCCGCAAUGGGGGAAAAUGGGGUUAGAGCUGUCAUUGAAAUGCUGAAGAAUGAGCUUGAACUCGCUAUGACCCUUUCCGGUUGUCCUACUCUUAAAAAUAUCCAUAGAAGUCAUGUGAUGACGCCUCAAGAGAGUCUACACUCAAAGCUUUAGUUUGAUUUUGAAGCUCCUACUACUUAUUAUAACACAGACCUACUAUGAAUAAUAAUAAUAUUAAUAAUAAGGGAGUUUCCCCUUUCUGGUUUGGGUGAGAAUUGAAUGUAAUGAAAUGGAAUGGUUUUAUAUUCUUGUAUAGAAUGGAAUUGUUGUUAUGAC
Molecule: messenger RNA, 1445 nt
Organism: Humulus lupulus (European hop)
Lineage: Eukaryota; Viridiplantae; Streptophyta; Magnoliopsida; Rosales; Cannabaceae
Product: peroxisomal (S)-2-hydroxyacid oxidase GLO4-like
Exons: 13
Coding region: 189-1283 (364 amino acids)
Molecular function (GO): oxidoreductase activity; FMN binding
Source: RefSeq, a predicted model, not a curated record